Molecule: messenger RNA, 570 nt
Organism: Quercus robur (English oak)
Lineage: Eukaryota; Viridiplantae; Streptophyta; Magnoliopsida; Fagales; Fagaceae
Product: glycine-rich cell wall structural protein-like
Exons: 2
Coding region: 1-570 (189 amino acids)
Source: RefSeq, a predicted model, not a curated record
AUGGCUGAAGGAGGAACUUCAGAAGAGGCCAAGUUCACAGCCAGUCCGUCCAGAGGCGUAAUAGGUGCAGUGCCUAGAAUUGAUGGUGGAGGCGCAAAUGGUGGCAUUGGAGGCCUAGGCAGUGGUUCAUGCAAAGGCAUAGCUGGUGCUGUGUCAGGAGUUGUUGGUGGAGGCGUAAAAGGUGGCAUCAAAGGAGGCCCAAACAGUGAUGCAAGUAGUGGUGUAGUUGGUGCUAUGCCUGGAGUUGUUGGUGGAGGUGUAAAAGGUGGCAUUGGAGGAGGCCUAGGAAGUGGUGCAAACGAAGACGUAGCUGGUGCUAUGCCUGGAGUUAUUAGAGGAGGCGUAAACAACGGCAUUAGAGGAGGCCCAGAUGGUGGUGCAAGUGGAGGUGUAGUUGGUGUUAUGCCUAGAGUUGUUGGUGGAGGCACAAAUGGCGGCAUCAUAAGAGGCACAGGUGGUGGUGCCGACAUUGGAGGAGGUGCUAAUGGUAGUGCAGGUGGACGAACAAGCAUUGGAGGAGGAGCAAGUGGUGGUGUAGGUGGAGGGGUUGCAGGUGGUGGUAUAUUCUAA